Molecule: messenger RNA, 399 nt
Organism: Acaulospora morrowiae
Lineage: Eukaryota; Fungi; Glomeromycota; Glomeromycetes; Diversisporales; Acaulosporaceae
Source: the annotation of a GenBank genome assembly
AUGAGAAACUCGCUCGCAUCACCAUCAUCACCAGGAUUUUCAUACCUUCUUCUUUUUAAAGAAGAAUACCAUGCUCGCAUUGCAGAAGGAUUAGGUCCAUCACCAACUGUUCACGCGGUUUUUUCUUUCUUUUCUAUUAAUGAUUUAGAUUAUCGCACAAAUUUAUAUAUAAAACCAACUCGAUUAGAUGAUAUUAAACAGGUCACAAUCGAAUCUGGAGAUCAUCCGAUAAGGCCGAAGCGUCAGUAUGCAGGUUGGGAUGGGGAUAUAGUUGAGACUGAUGAUGAAUAUGAUGAAAGAAUAGUGCGAUGGUUAAAUGAACGUCAAAGAUGGUUUGAGGCGAAAGAUUUUAUGUAUAGAAUUAGCAAUAAAAAUUAUCUAGAUUAUAAAUUUUCAUAG